This is a messenger RNA of Caretta caretta (loggerhead turtle), 4506 nucleotides long. RefSeq names its product OX-2 membrane glycoprotein. Gene Ontology annotation, cellular component: cell surface; neuronal cell body; axon. The record is from RefSeq and is a predicted model, not a curated record. Gene Ontology annotation, biological process: negative regulation of neuroinflammatory response; heterotypic cell-cell adhesion. Gene Ontology annotation, molecular function: cell-cell adhesion mediator activity. Lineage: Eukaryota; Metazoa; Chordata; Testudines; Cheloniidae.
AUCUCAUUAGACUCGCUCUGUGCAGGGGUGGAGGCAGACAGAGCAAUGCAGACAGAUCUCCCUCUCCCUGCCACAGAGCAGCAGCCCACACAGCUGGAAAAGUUUCAGAGUAGCAGCCGUGUUAGUCUGUAUUCGCAAAAAGAAAAGGAGUACUUGUGGCACCUUAGAGACUAACCAAUUUAUUUGAGCAUAAGCUUUUGUGAGCUACAGCUCACUUCAUCGGAUGCAUUCAGUGGAAAAUACAGUGGGGAGAUUCAUAUACAUACACAGCCUGGAACCCACAGAAAGAGGGCGGGGGAGAGAGCUGUUGAUCCAACUCUGUGAGGACAGCCCUGUGAGACCCCGGAGCAGCAGUUCAUUUGCCGGUGUGCACUCUCGGCUGGCAGAGGCUCUCGCUGUGGACUCGGUUGCACGGCGCCUGGAAGUUCUGGUUCCAAAGCCCGGCUCUUCCCAAGGAGGAGGAAAAUCAAGGAGCGGUAAUCUGAUCUGACUGAGGGGAGGAUGAUGGAAUGGCACCAUGUGACACCCCAUGCUUGAGGACUCUCUGAGAAGAGGAAUGGUUGCCCACAACUAUCCAUUGCAAACUCUGAGAGAAAAUAACAAAGACACUGAAGAGCAACCCCUUCCACUGCUGUUGGGGUCCCUAGGAGAAAAGGGACUGCAGCAGAGAGGUGGACAGAGGAUUCCCACUUUUCCAACAUCACCACUGGGAUACUCAGGAUCUCCUUUAAUGUCAACAACGUCAGGUGCCCAGGGACACAAGUGAAAGAACAGAUCAGUUCUCAGAUGACUUGCCAAGGUCUGAUUUUGACUGUGGUCUUUGUCAUGCUCUGCAGGGCAGAAGCAGACACAGUGAUACAGAAAAAAGUGGUGGAGGUGGGUGGCAAUGUGACCUUGAGCUGCCUUCUGAUGGGAUCUUAUGACAUUCUGCAAGUUACAUGGCAGAAGACAAAUACUAGAGAGAAUUUGGCUACGUACAGUGUAUCUAAAGGAGUAACUGUUGCUGAAACAUACCGAGGUCGAUUAAAUUUCACACGCCUGUCACUAAAUGAUACGGCCAUCACCCUCUGGAGAGUUGGAAUCCAGGAUGAUGGAUGUUACAAAUGCCUCUUUAAUACCUUUCCCACCGGAGCCAUCCCACAAGACACCUGCUUUACUGUCUAUGAGCAGCUCAGAGGAUCUCUCCAUUAUAUAAUCUCUGAAGGCAACUUGACAGCCACCUGUUCUGCUAAUGCCUGGCCUCGUCCUGUGAUCUCCUGGAUUGUGCCGAAAGCUCAGAGUGAAAAGACAGAAGAGGUGGUCACGCACCCCAAUGGAACAUUGUCCGUCAUCAGCAAACUCUAUGUCAACCGUUCUACAAGCCUGGCUGGGCAAUUGCUGAUCUGCAGAGUACGGCACAUGGAGAAAGACAGAGAUUACAGUGUGAAAGUGGAAGACGGCUGGUGGUUUUCAGUUCCUUGGUUGCUGGCCACAGCGGCCCUACUCAUAGUUUUUGUUGUGUUGGUUCUGACUGUGGUGUGCUGGAGAAGACGCAGGAAAAAGCAAAGCGGAUUGAAACCUGAGCUCCCCAAGUGUCUGUUCAUGUGUCCUGGAGGACAGGACAUUGGCUGGGAUGCAGGAGAACCAAAUUCAAGGAUCCUGAACUCAACCAUCUCAUGGUCACUGCUGCCCAGGUUGCCACCCACUUCUACUUCCCCUACCAAUUCUUCCCUGGAAGAAUGGAACACACUGUCUUGAUUAACUUCUUACUCAUGUAAAUGUCUAGUACUUAUUUUCAGAAUUACUCCUCUGUUGUCUCAAUGCUAUUUUGCAGCACUGUGAUUAAAAGUGCUGAAGAUUUAGUUGUUGUAGGCAAAAAUGGAUUGUGAAAUCUAUGCCGAAGUGUCUGAUGUGGCACUACUGCUGGUACGUAGUAAUUGCCCCUGACUGGAAGGUUUAGCCCGGGUUUUUGGUUUGAGAAUGACCCAGCAGGUCUGACACUGAAAAUUCACCUGAAAGGAGAACCCACUGUAUUAAGUGAGUGUUCAGUUGUAAACUUUUAAAAUACAAUGAUAAUGUUUUGUUUGGAGUUAUGAAUAUUUCAGAGUUACAAACAAUAUCCAUUCCCAAGGUGUUCGUAACUCUGAAGUCCUCCUGUAUUUCCAGGGUGGCAGAAUAUCACAGUCAGAAUGUCUCAUUGCCACUAGAGUCCUGACCCUGGAGUCUUGUUUUAGAAUUGCCGUUGUUUAGUCUGGUGUGGCUUUCUUGUAAAGGGGAGAGUAUUUUGGUUGUAGACAUAUGAAUAUUCUGCAAUUCCAGAAAUACAUUUUGCCACAGUGAGUUGGUUUGGAUCCAUGUGGAAAAUAAUCUUACAAAACACAAAGAAAGCCAUUACAACAAUCCCUCACAGUGACGUAUGGUAUAAUUAAAGGGGUAAUUUUGUGGUAAUUAAGUUACUCAAAUCCUCCCCGCCCUAUCCAAGGAUAAACAUUGCACAACACAAAAGUAAGAGUAUUUAUGAACUGUUCUUGGUUUAAUAAUACACUAUGCCCAUACUGCUCUCUACUUGUACUUAGAGUUAUUUUUAAAAGAAGAAUUACGAAUGCAGGAUUACUCAUGCAUCUGCCAGUAUCAGCAGGAAUGCAGGUCAGAACUCCUGUAAAGGGUUAAUAAGCAAUCUAGUUAGAUAUGCAUUAGAUUCUGUUUUGUUUAAAUGGCUGAUAAAAUAAGUUGUGCUGAAAGGAAUGGAUAUUCCUGUUUUUGUGUCUUUUUGUAAUUUAAGGUUUUGUCUAGAGGGAUUCUCUAUGUUUUGAAUCGGAUUAUCCUGUAAGGUAUUUACCAUCCUGAUUUUACAGAGGUGAUUCUUUUACUUUUUCUUCAAUUAAAAUUCUUCUUUUAAGAACCUGAUUGCUUUUUCAUCGCUCUUCUGUGAGUUACACCUCUCUAAAUGUAGAGUCCCUCAGUUUCAGUCCAUCGUGGUUCUCCAGAUUUAAACUUGUGUGACCAAAACCAGAAUUUGACCGUGUGUAUGCAAAAUUCCAUGGGCAAUUGCAUUUAUUUCCUGGAGGACCAAGUACAACUGAAACUAAUUGUAUUUGCUGUACAUGCAGUUGUGUAUAUCUAAGUGUGGACACAUGAAACCUUUCAGAUUUUAUCUGUUACAGAAGAAAGAGUCUGUUGUGCUCCCAGCUACAUGGUAACUCAGUAAACAAGAGAGAAAUUCUCUUGUGUGCAAAGGGCCAGUACAUAGUCUUCAAAAUGAGCCAUCUGUUGGCUCUCUGCACAGGGGGGAAUUUCACAUAAUUGCCUCCCACACCUCAUUUGUGUCAUUUCACGGUGUAAAAUGAUUUCUAAUAGCUCCUUUUGGCUGUUCAUUCAAAUCAUGUAGCCAUAUUCAAAAUCACUGGCCUUUGAAAGCUUUAUUUUACUGAUAUGGAGGAAAAAAUUAACAUGACCUUAACAUAUGAACAGUUGUUUCACUCUUACAAAUCCCUAUUUAAUUCCUCACAGAAAUUAUUUGCACGUGAUCUUUGAAAUGCUAACGCUGGCUCUGCCAUGUAAGGAGAGUAACCAUUCCAUUUCGGUCUCUUUUAUCUACAUAAAUUGUGAAAACUCAUGAUACAAUAGGAUUUCUAGAUCAGCUUAUUUGGCAGCCUUGGGCUGUCAGAUUUUAUGUAGUUUCUUAUCUAAAGGUGGGUCUCCCUCUGAAUAAGUUGUUUGUUAUUGGAAUAAAUAUUUACAGUGAAUCAGACGUCAACUCAGUGGAUGAAACAUCAGAUGUAGUUGUAAACUAUUCCCACUAUAGUUACUUUUGUCAGGUGUCUUUUUGUUGUGUGUAUUUCACUGUUGCUAACCUCGAGAUCAAAACCCCUGAAUUAGACACACCCCCCCCCGCAAACUAAUGAGAUUUUAAAACAUGAUAUUAUUUUUUCCAUCUUUUGAUUUUGAACGCCUCCUGCCCAUCUCCUGUGUGUGUGUGACAAUUACCAUUGCUCACUCUCCUAAAUGUAUUGGGUAACGUGAUUUUGGCCCCUGCUGCAUGAGAUCUCACCCCGACAUCAGCCCAUUCCCUGCCCACCAAUUAAUCCUGUCCCCCAGCCCUGUCCAAAAGUUCAGUCUGCACCCAGCCCACAUUCCCCAUCAGUUCAGCCCAGCCUCAUCUCUGUCCCACCUGGGGUUCUUGACCCUACUUUUUCUAGAUGUGGGCUGACAGCAGAGGGGUUCCCUCUCCCCUUUCUAGAGUGGGGGGCGCAGCUCCAGUGCCUCUUCACCCCCCUCUACCUCUUCCCAGGCUGGAUGCAGCAGGGGGAGGGGCAAGGAGGGGAGGCACAGUUCUGUCUGGGUUGCUCAUAGGCAGGGAGGAGGGAGUGGAGCCUCACUGAGCUGAUGGGCUCUUUGCAUCCUCCCCCCUCCUGUGAGAAUGGAGAACGAGAGUAGAGACUCUGCUGGAUUCUGGCAGGGCAAAAAUUUGCAAGGCACCUGGAGCUUCUUGCAUCAUCGUGAGAUGGGUUCCAGAAUGCUCUAAAA